Messenger RNA from Verticillium alfalfae VaMs.102, 972 nucleotides. Its product is annotated as ribose-phosphate pyrophosphokinase. Gene Ontology annotation, biological process: ribonucleoside monophosphate biosynthetic process; 5-phosphoribose 1-diphosphate biosynthetic process; purine nucleotide biosynthetic process. The transcript is spliced from 5 exons. The coding region runs from base 1 to 972 and encodes 323 amino acids. Lineage: Eukaryota; Fungi; Ascomycota; Sordariomycetes; Glomerellales; Plectosphaerellaceae. The record is from RefSeq and is a predicted model, not a curated record. Gene Ontology annotation, cellular component: ribose phosphate diphosphokinase complex; cytoplasm. Gene Ontology annotation, molecular function: ribose phosphate diphosphokinase activity; magnesium ion binding.
AUGUCAAGACAGAUGGCCAACGAAAUCAAGCUCCUCAGUGGUAGCAGCCACCCCGACCUGAGCGCUCAUGUCGCAAGCCGACUCGGCAUCGAAAUUGCACGUACCGUUUCCCAGAACUUUUCCAACCAGGAAACCUCGGUGACGAUUGGCGAGUCGAUCCGCGAUGAGGACGUCUACAUCCUCCAGUCGACCGCCACGGGCGACGUCAACGAAGGCCUCAUGGAAAUGCUCAUCAUGAUCCACGCCUGCAGGACAGCCAGCGCCCGCCGCAUCACCGCCGUCAUUCCCUGCUACCCGUACGCCAGGCAGGACAAGAAGGACCGCUCACGAGCCCCCAUCUCGGCCCGCCUCAUUGCCAACAUGCUGCAGACGGCCGGCGCCAACCACAUCAUCACCAUGGACCUGCACGCCUCCCAGAUCCAGGGCUUCUUUUCGGUGCCGUGCGACAAUCUCUACGCCGAGCCGUCAGUGCUGCGAUGGAUCCGUGAAAACCGCAACCUCGACGACGUGGUCAUUGUGUCACCAGACGCUGGAGGCGCCAAACGUGCCACGUCCAUCGCCGACAGGCUCAAGGUCAGCUUCGCACUCAUCCACAAGGAGCGCCCACGCCCCAACGUCGUCGGCAGAAUGGUCCUCAUCGGCGAGGUCGCUGACAAGGUUGCCAUUCUCGUCGAUGACAUGGCCGACACGUGUGGCACCCUCGACAAGGCCGCGAGUAUCAUUCGGGAGCACAAGGCCAAGGAGGUCCUCGCCAUUGCUACACAUGGUAUCCUCUCUGGCAGGGCCAUCGACACCAUCAACAACAGCUGCCUCUCACGCCUCGUCGUCACCAACACGGUGCCCCUAGGUGACAAGGUCGAGCGCUGCCCCAAGCUGCAGGUCAUUGAUAUCAGCGGCACCCUCGCUGAGGCCAUCAGACGUACACACAACGGCGAGUCUGUCUCGUACCUCUUCACGCAUGUCCCCGUGUAA